GGGGGUGCCUCUCCCUGAAGGUGCUGCUUAGCACCUUAGUGCCUCCCUUGGCCUGGAGAGCGAACAGUGUGUGUGUGUGUGUGUGUGUGGGGGGGUGCUCCUGCAUUAAUUAAGCGCCUAAGCUAACUUUUAAGACUCCACCAAGAUGGCGAAACCCAUACUUGAAGAGGGUUCGCGGUGCAUUGUGGGAAGAGGAGGUGCCAUCUAUUCACCACCAUCGCGGUGCAUUGUGGGAAGAUGGCGGCGCCCAGCUACAGGGCGCUGUUCAGAGCCGUGCAGAGAUGGCGCUGGGGGGCUUUCAGCGGUAGCGGUUGCUGCCGGGGACUCUCGAGCUUGGCGGUUCCCCGGUCGAAGUGGAGGCUGCACGGGGCGCUUUGCUUGCAGAGGUCGCCCACAGUGACGCAGGAGAUGAACCCGUUUGAGAAGGAAAUGGCUGAGUUGGUGGAGCAGAUGGAUGUAGAGAAGAGCUUGUAUUCAGACCACGAGAUCCGCUGCCUGGCAGAGGAGGAGCGCAUGCAGCAAAAGAAAGAGAUGUAUGAAGAUGAUGAUGGCGGGAAGGAGAUUUUGUUGGCUCAAGACUUGGAAGAUGCAUGGGAGCAGAAGCUGCGCAAGUUCAGCCCUGCCCCACGGAUCACAGACGCCGAUAAAGAUGGUGAUCGGACAUCUUUGAACAGGAAGCUGGACCAGAAUCUGCUGCUGUUGGUUAAGCAGAAGGUUGGCGACCAAGAGAUCUGGCUGUUGCCCCAAGCAGAGUGGCAGGAUGGGGAAACCCUGCGAGCCACAGCAGAACGAGCUCUGGUUGAGCUGUCAGGAAGGCACUGGGAGGCCAAGUUCCUGGGGAAUGCACCAUGUGGUUUUUACAAGUACAAGUUUCCUCAAGCGGUCCAGACGGAUACCAGCGUGGGGGCCAAGGUAUUUUUCUUCAAAGCCCUUCUGCAGCACAGCCAGCCAUCCUUGCCCAAGGGUGAACUGGAUCACGUUUGGGUCAGCAAAGAGGAGCUGGCAGACUAUUUGAAACCCAAAUACCACUCCCAGGUUUCUCGGUUUCUUGUGGAUCUGUGAACAGCAAUAGUUGAGAUCUGUCCUUAAUCCAUUGGUGUGGAGGGAGUGGUAUGGGGGAGAAGAUGCUGGGAUUCUCCUCAUUGCACGGUUGUUCCAGCUGAAAGACCUUGCUAAGUUUUUAUCCAUGCUCAAUAAAAGAAACAACUUGC
Messenger RNA from Heteronotia binoei (common prickly gecko), 1211 nucleotides. It is a transcript of the gene MRPL46, whose product is annotated as mitochondrial ribosomal protein L46. The record is from RefSeq and is a predicted model, not a curated record. Bases 238 to 1062 code for a protein of 274 amino acids. Gene Ontology annotation, cellular component: mitochondrial large ribosomal subunit. The transcript is spliced from 4 exons. Gene Ontology annotation, molecular function: structural constituent of ribosome. Lineage: Eukaryota; Metazoa; Chordata; Lepidosauria; Squamata; Gekkonidae.